Molecule: messenger RNA, 15063 nt
Organism: Podarcis lilfordi (Lilford's wall lizard)
Lineage: Eukaryota; Metazoa; Chordata; Lepidosauria; Squamata; Lacertidae
Source: the annotation of a GenBank genome assembly
AUGAGCCCAGCUGAUAUGUACAGGUGGAAACUCUCCUCCCAUGAACCCUGCAGUUCUACCUGCACCACAGGUAAGCCUGAGGGGAUGAGCUCGGCAAGGGGCCCCCUCACCCCAAGAAUGGGAAGAGAGGAAGCAAAUUUCUAAAUCCCAUAGGCACAAACUGAAGCACCUGUUCCCUAUGAAAUCUGCGCUGCUCCACAUUUUGCAGUGCAGUUCUCUGAUCAAAGAAUAAAUAUAUAAAUGUGUAUGUUAGGUUUUUUUAUCACUUAAAAUGCACCAGCAGCAACAUUCUUGUCCAUAUUAAUUAAUAUAUUAACAAUAUUAUCAGUGGCGAUCAUAAUGAGCCUGGGAUCUUUUUCAUGCAAAAAGCAGAUGCUCUAAACACUGAGCAUUCUGUGAUUCUUGCAUUGCAGGGGAUUGGACUAGAUUACACUUGGGAGUAUCUUUCAACUCUACCAUUCUAUGAUUCUGAUGGUUUAUUUAUGUAUUUCAUUUAUAUCCCCUCUUUUCUUCCAAGAUGGUUCUCCCCCUCCUCAUUCAAUCCCCACAACAACCCUGUGAAGAAGAUUAGACUGAAAGGCAGUGACUGGCCCAAUGAGCUUUGUAGCCAAGUCAGGAUUUGAACCCUGGACUCCUAGGUCCUAGUCUGACAAUCUAACCACUACACCACACUGAUUAGUAUUACUAUAAGGUCCCUGGGCAGGCACACCCAUUAGCACAAGGACUGGAUUUCCUCCUGGGGCUACAUGCCAGUGUUAAGGGAGGAACAUAAACCAAAGUGGAUUGAGCAAUAGAUGCAACACUUGCCAUUGUACAGAAGGCAGCAUCCCAACCCGUGCAGAAUUCAGUUUCCGAACUCACAUCUCCCAAUCCAAGCAAACCAUUUGCAUUUCUAUUAGGUCCAUGGAAGGCACCUCUGGUGCAGUUUGGGCCACGAUCUGGCAAACUUGACAGGGGUCUGCUGGACUGAAAUGGGGGAAGGCUUGUACCCACCUAAUGUUUAAUUGACCCUUUUCAACCUGAAUUAAACAUGGUCAACGGUAAGGUGAGAAGGAUAUAUGUAGACUACCGUAUUUUUCGCUCUAUAACACGCACCUGACCAUAACACGCACAUAGUUUUUAGAGGAGGAAAACAAGAAAAAAAUAUUCUAAACGAAACAGUGGAUGUAUGAUUUUUGUGGUUCAUGCUGUGGCCACAGACAUGUGAUCUGACAGUGAGUUUGGAGUAGCCCAAUGCAAAAAUCCUGAGGAUCCAUGUGGAUCCGUGCUUUGUAACCACAUUUUUGCACCACUGCGGCCCCAGGCAACAGUGGGUACAUGAUUUUUUUGGUGCAAGCUGUAGUCAUGGACAUGCUAUGUGAUCUGAUGGUGAAUUUGGGGUGACCCAGUGCAAAAAUCCUGAGGAUCCAUGUGGAUCUGUGCUUUGUAACCACGUUUUAAGUGGGGAGGGAAGGAAAAGCACUCAAGGGACAAGGAACACGUGUGGGGUGGGUGGAGAAGGAUGCUGUUAAUAAUGCAGAAGAGGGGUAUAAUAGGAGAAGGCUCCUCUCCUCUCCCGCUUUGCUCCUUUAAAGGAAGCAGGCUCUCUGUCCCUCUCUCCUCCCCACUCAGCGGCUCUUCUCCUGCUUUGCUGUUUCAAAGCGAGCCACAGAGGAGGGAAGGAAGGGGAACCAUGGAUCCUCUGCUCACGACUGCAGCAGAUCCCCCCGCCAUCCGUAGGCAUUCGCUCCAUAACACACACAGACAUUUCCCCUUACUUUCUAGGAGGAAAAAAGUGAGUGUUAUGGUGCAAAAAAUACGCUACUUAGUCUCCUUUUGCCCCCUCUCCUUGCCGCCUGUCCAUAAGCAUCUCCUUUUCCAGCCCUGGGUCACUCCAGGUAGGUCCACCCAGGGCAAUCCAGGGCUGUCAAGACCCAGUCCAGACACAUUCCAGAAUGGCCAAAAACUGUCUGAUUUGGUUUGGGAUCUGAGAUUUGUCCAAGACAGAUAGAUGGCCUUAAUGUCACACUUCGAGGCUCCCUUCUGGACAGGGAGAAACACUCAGAGGGAGGGUACAGCACAGGUCUGGCAAAGGGUGUGGCCUGGAGAGAAGUGGUUAUGGCUAUGGGAACAUCCUGAGGGCCUCAUAGAUAGCCCUGGAGGGCCACAUUCCAGCAGAAUGUUCAAGAUGCAGGAGAACAAAAGGUACACAGCACAUAGUUAAACUGCGGAACUCCCUCCCUCAGGAGGAAACGAUGGCCAAUAACUUGGAUGACUUUAAAAGACGAUUAGACAAAUUCAUAGAGGAGGAGAGAGUUAUCAAUGGAUACUAGCAUGGGGGCUAUGCUCUGUCUCUGCAGUUAGAGACAGCAAUGCGUCUGAAUGCCAGUUGCUGGAAACUGCAGGAAGGGAGAAGGCUCUUGUGGUCAGGUCCAUAGCUGUCAACUUUUCCCUUUUCUUGCCAGGAAUUCUAUUCGGAAUAAAGGAAUUUCCCUUAAAAAAAGGGAAACGUUGACAGCUAUGGUCAGGUCCUGUUUGCAGGUUCUCCACUGGCAUCUGGCUUUCCACCGUAAGAACAGUUAUGGGUCAUUGGCUUGAUCCAGCAGAGCUCUUCUUAUAAAGGUUUAUUGUAAUAGCAGAACCUCUGUGUCUAGGGAGAGUAUACCUCUGAAUACAAGGUAAUUGGAGAAUACUCUUGCACUCUGAUCCUACUUCCAUUUGGAGCAUCUGGUUGGCAACUGUGAGAACAGGGUGCUGGAGUGGUUGGGCUCACUUUGGCCUGAUCCUGCAGGGCCCUUCUUAUUCCUGAGGCUUCCUAUGCCUGAGGCAGGGCAUGGGAACCAAGAGUGUUCUGGGAAAGUCUUCUUGUGAAAAGUGGUGCAGAGUAAGAUGGAAGGUAGGGCAGAGACUCUUGAUGGGGCAGAAGACCCUGAGGAGGUAGGGCUGGAGGAGCAAAUGUCACAGAUUCUGUAUUGGGCAGUUUCCAAUAUUCCCAUGAUGCAAAUCACUGGUCCUUAUAGCUCUAUAUUGCCAACACUGAUUCCAGUGGCUGGAAGCUAGAAUCCAGUGACAUCUGGAGGGCUGCAGGUAUGUCCCCCCUCCCUGAUCCACACUGACCUGUCUAAAUACAGGUGUGAUGUCCACCUAUGCCAUGUGCAUCCGCUAUGAUGGAAUUGAAGUGGACGACAUGUACUGUGAUGCAAUGACCCGCCCUGAGCCAGUCCAUGAAUUCUGUGCAGGAAGGGAAUGCCAACCAAGGUAAGAUUAUGAUGUCAGGUGAUUGACAGGUUGGUGGCCUCUCACCUUGUUGUUAAAGGCACCUAACUCCCUUGCUGCCUUGAUGCUUCGUCUGCUGGGUCUAUCCACCUAGAAUUGUGAGUUCAGUGUUAUGGGUCUUAUUCUGUGGAACCCCCUUCCUAGUUUCUCCUAGCUUCUGUUCACUCUUUUAGAUCAGGAGAGCCUUAUUUUUUUUGUUUAAAAAAAUGCAAUGGGUUUUGGCUCAAUUACUUGACUGCAACAAAUUCCAGAAAGCAGAAAUUUAAAAAGCGGAAUGAGGUCAGAUGAUGAUGAUGAUGAUUGAUUACACUGCCUUUACCCUAAAGUAAAGGGUAUUUGUACCCUAUCCUUUAGCCAAAAGGGCUCCCUGGAACAGCUUACAUAUGGUCAAUUAAGACAAGACAGUCCAUACCUGCAGGCUUACAAUCACAACAACAACAACACACACACACACACACACACACACACACAGGGGGGGGGGAGAGACAAGGAGGGAAAGGGAAAACCAAAACCAAUUUCUCAGGCACCAAUUUCUAAACCAAUUUCUGUGGGAAAGGAGUUCCACAGCUUGGAACUGCCACAGAGAAUGCCCUCUCCAUGGCUGCCAACCCCCAAAAGAUUCUGAGGGCAGAGGGACUACCAAGGGGGCCCCCUCUGCUGAUCUUGGCUCCUGAGGGGUCUGUAGGGACAUUUAGGCACCAGGCAGCUGUGAGCACAUUUCCUUUCUUGAGGUUUGCCCCCAUCACCUCCUUCUAUCCUGAAAUGCCCCAUUCCCUCCAACACAGGUGGGAGACAAGUAGCUGGAGUGAGUGCUCCAGGACCUGCGGUGAAGGCUACCAGUUCCGCAUUGUCCGAUGCUGGAAGAUGAUCUCGCCUGGGUUCGACAGUUCCGUCUACAGCGACGUGUGUGAAUCUGCUGACAUCACCCGUCCAGAAGAGAGGAAGAUCUGCAAAAACCCAGCCUGCGGGCCACAGUGGGAGAUGUCUGAGUGGUCAGAGGUAAAUCUGCAGAAGGGAUAUGUUUUUGACAGGGAAGGAUUUAGGCUUGGAGUUAGCUGACCUUAGGAAUGGCCGAAUCUGUCCAUUAUCUUUCCAAUCCUAAUUUCAUUUUGUCCUAUUUCCACGCAUCUUUUCAAGAGUGUUUUAUUUUUUAAAAUAAAAGUCCUCUUGAAAAUUCGUAAGCAUUUUAGGGCCCGCUUCUCCUUAUAGUAAUUUUUGGAAACAUUUCUGUAUGUUUGUUUCAUUGAUAUAUGCUUUUGGGGAACACACUUUACCCUGAUAUAUAUGCAUCUUGUACACAUUUUGGGAUUUGUUUGCUUUGAGGAAUUGUGCAGCAAAAUUCAGAGAAGACUGAACUCCAGAGGGUAAUUUUGUAGCCUGUGCUCUGUGGCCCUUUUGGCAGGCACAAAAGGGGCAUCUAUGGAAGCAGAGCCCCUCCUGCUGGUGGAGAACCACCAACUGCCCAGCACCCUAAAUCUUCCCAGCGGCAGAAAUCGUAUGUCAGGAUUGCUCUGUAAAACAAACAAGUGGACUAGACAGGCCAUUGGCCUGAUUUAGAAGGUUCUCCUUAGCUCUGCCUGAACACCACAGAAUUAUUGUGUCACCUGUGCAGUGGGGUGGGUGCAACAAACGCCCCCCCCCCCCCAGGCGAGACUUGUAUUGCCUUUUCUCCUGCAUGCACACUCCUGAAGGCUGAAUAAGAGCAUCUUGGGGCAACCGGUCUGCUGGAUAGAGAGCACUUGGCAUGCCAAGAUCGCCCUCCUUCGUCCCCGAGAGAGAGCUUGGAUAUGGUUCUGGUUCAUACUUGAAAUUCCCCUUCCAUACUGAGUGCCAGCGGUAAAUGCUUGGCUGCCAGCCCUUCCCACUGAAAUCCUGCUGUGUUCUUUGCUUUUAUAGGAUGUUUUUUAUUCCUCCCCCCCUCCCACCACCACCCCACAAAAGAAACACACAUCCACCCACACUCUGGUAUAAAAAAAAACGGAUUGCUUCUCCCCAUGCUGAACUGAGCGAUUUAAAAAGAGAGAGUCUUGAUUGUGUUAAGCUACCUAUUUUAUGCAUUUUGGUAGGUGUCAAGCCGAGAUCAUUGGAGCGCAGGGGUCCUUCCUCCAGCCAAAAAAGCAACACUAAUUUAAUUUUGAUCCAGCAGGCGAAGUUCAAGCCAAGCCAGCUUCAGACCUUGGCUUCCUUUUUCCCGUCCAAAAAAAAUAAUGAGCAGCAUCCCUUACCACCCCGUACCACCCCCCAAGUCCCAAGUCCCAAAGAGAUAAGUGGAUUACUGUAUCAGGAGUGCUGGGUGCUGAUUGCCACGCUCUGCUGUUGUCAUCACUUCUGUCACAGUAUAAAUAUGCACCAGACAGACUCGCAUAAUGCAACACCUGUGUGAUUGCAACCCCACUCUGCAUAAUACUGGUGGGUUUGACUCACCUGUGUCAUUUGAGACAGGACUUGGGGCUCAGCGGCUGCAUUCAUGUGCUGGAUGGAGAUGUUACAUUGAAGAUCAAACUGGGAAUGCAGGGGCACUUAGGCCAAACUCCAAAUGUGUCCCCAGGCCUCUCUGUCUAGCCCUUGUGACACUCAUAGGCCACAGCUCCUCUUCCCAGGCCACACCUUCACAAACCCUUUGCUUUACACACCCUGGUUUUUUGCCUAGCUGGAAUGUGUAAUUGAACUCUGAUAAUUCCUCUUGCUUCUCUGGAUGUGGGGUAGAGAGGUUUGUUUGUGAAGGCUAAUUUACUGUACAGGUAAAACUGCACCCACUCUAGCCCCCAUCCAGGGAAGCAAGAGGUAAUAACAGAGUUAAUACCUGCCCUGUUGGAGGCAGAAUACACAGUGCUUUUUUUUCUGGAGGUAUGCAGGGGUACACAUACCCCUAAACAUUUUGUGAAUCUUUGUACUUUUGCCCAUUUACUGUAUUUAUUUCCCCCGAUUUGAACUAUAAAAUGGUGAUUUUCUUGAGUCAAAAUGAGAGUACCCAUAAACAUAUUUUUAAAGAAAAAAAGCACUGAGUAGACCUAUGAGUGCCAGUUUCUGGGAAUCACGGGGGGGGGGGGGAGUUGUGCUGUUGUGCUCAGGUGCUACUUUGGGGCUUUCCAUUGCAGUAUGUAGUUGGUCACCAUGGGAACAGGGUGCUGGAGUAAGAUGGGCCUCCUUCGGCCUGUUCCAGCAGGCUCUUCGUGACUUUUUAUGUUCUUACAUGUCAUACCCUGCAAAUGUCCCGGAAAAAACAGGGACAUCCCUUUUUUUUUUCUUGUGAGAGAAUGGUUCUCCCCCUCUCAAAAGUGCUUUCACGCCACAAUUCUUCCCCUCUCAAAAGUGCUUUCACGCAGCACACAUUUUGGUGUGCCAUGUCUGGAAAAAGUGCUUUUUGGGUUGGAAAUUGUGGUGCAAAAUCACACAAGAUCAUGGCUCCCAAAAUGGUCACUAUGCUCUCACAAGAAAAAAACAGGAAGAUGUUGUCCAGGAAUUUGCUGUUGUGCCAUUGGAGAAUAUGACAUGUUUAGUUCAAGGGUAUAUUCCAGAUAGGCAGAAAGGAGAGCUACUGAAGGGUGUGGCCUGAAAAGAGAGGGUGUGACUUGAGGAGAGUUCUGAGGGCCAGAGAAAAAGGUCUGCAGGGCCAUUUUGCUCCCACCCCGGAACCUGAGCUUCCCCACUUCUUCCUUAUGGAAAUCUUCAUGUCAGUUCUUGGUCAGGCCUGACUCCUGGGGUGCUCCCUGUCUCUGUCAGAAACACAAGCUCUUUGGUCAGAUUCUUGCCAUCUCAAUCACUUCCUGUUCCCUUUCUCCCUUCCCCCAGUGUACAGCCAAGUGCGGUGAGAGGAGUAUUGUCAGCAGAGACAUCCGGUGUUCAGAAGAAGAGAGGCUGUGUGAUGCUAGCACCAAGCCCCUGGCGGAGAAGAAUUGCAGUGGUGCCCCCUGUGACAGACAGUGGACCGUCUCUGACUGGGGACCGGUGAGUUCACAAGGGUAUGUGGGGAGGGAACCAUCUGCAAAUGGAGGCAGGGGAGUUGGGGGAGAACCAGCUAUAAAUGAGAAACAAAGUAGGGCGUGUUGUGUGUGUUUGCAGCUGGCUAGUCUAUCUGGCUAAGGAUUUUGCUCAUGAAACUCAUAAGCAAGGCAGGGAGGCAGCUGCACUCUCUGACUGAUUGAACCCAAUGUCUGCUAUCUACAGAUAUACUGCAUUUGUACAUGGUGGUUCCACUCAUUUAGCUAUGUUAAUAGUCACUACGAUCUUUGAGAAUUCUUGGAGAACAGGUGAGGUCCCUGCAGACUGGAGGCAGGCAAAUGUUGUCUCCAUCUUCAAAAAGAGGAAAAAGAAGACCCAGGAAACUACCAACCAGUGAGCUUGACAUCAAUACCAGGAAAGGUCCUUGAGCAGAUAAUUAAACAGUUGGUCUGUGAGCACCUAGAAAAAGUUGUUGUGAUUACAAAGACCCAGCAUGGGUUUCUGAAAAACAAGUCAUGCCAGGUCAAUCUCAUUUCUUUUUCAAUAGAGUUAAAAGCUUGGUGAAGGCUGUGGAGAGAAGAUGAAGAGGUAACAGGAUUUAGUGAGCAGGGAGUCCCUGGCACAGAGAAGUCCAGAAUCAGAAUCAGAGGCAGGAGAGGAGGGAGGCCAGGAGGCAGAGAUGAGUCAGGCUGGUGAAGAUGCGAGGGUGUUUCCCCUUCUUGCUGCGACAAGCUCCCUUCCCCCUCGUCUCCCAGGACAAAACGAAGUAUGAAGAGGGAGGAACAGAGACAGGCAUGUCAGUGUAGUCUCAGGUUGCUUGGGAAGUACCCAGGGGAGGAGGAGAUCUAUUGAGAAGAGUUGCUGUGUUCAUUAGGCCUGGCGCUCUUGAGCAGACCUUAUUUCUUCUAAUAAAGAGUUAACAUCACUUACUCUGUGUGAUUUAUUCCCACCAAUUCCUGACACCUUUCCAACUCUACAGUUCUAUUAUUCUAUAGGUUGGUGGCCAUCACCACCUCCUGCGGGAGCGAGUUCCAUAGUUUAACUCUGCUCUGGGUGAAGAGGGAGUUACUUUUAUCUGUCCUGAAUAUUCCAACAUUGGACAUCCACGAGUCCUAGUGUUAUGAGAGAGGGAGAAAAGCGUCUUUCGUUCCAAUUAUUUGCCUGGAGUCAGGUGGCUGUUUAAAGCCCUAUGCAAAAUCCUCACAGCUCUGGGUGGCUGCUCUGUGCAAUUACGAGAGAAGACCGGCGUGAGCCAGAGGACCCUGAAGGCUCCUUUUUUGGGUUAGCGUCUGAAUUACCCAUGUCUGUGGUGUCUGUUUUUGCCAUCUGAAAGCUAUCGGUUAAGCCAAGCUGGCACAGUUUCCCACAGUGUGGGGAUUAAAUUGCAUUUGUUAGCUGUAUGCUUGGCAGACACUCCUUGGCUUCCAGUAAAAAAGCAUGUCUCCAGCUGUAAGCACAAGUCCAGCUGCAGACAACUCCUCACCCCUGUCUCCUAUAAGGCAGCCAUCAGUCCCUGCCAGUUCGGCCGGUCUGAUGCUGAGGCUAAUGAGAGAAUGUCUGUGCUGCCCUGGGACUGAUGGGAGUUGUAGUCCGAAACAUCUAGAGGGCACUGAAUGGAGAAGCCUGCUUCAAUGCAGGUUGAAGAACAUGAAACUUGUAAUUUUCUCUGCUCCUGGACUCAGUUCAGGUGGCAGAGAGAAAUCAUAGAUUCCAUGCUCCUAAGCAAUGCUGUAUGAUCCUGGGGCUGAUAGGAGUUGUAGUUUUAAACAUCUGGAAGGCAUGAGGUUGGGAAAGGUUGUCCUACUUCCUUGAGGGGACAGAAGAACAGGUGGCUGUUCCUCCCCUGCUCUAGAAGCCUCUGAAGCAGAGAUGGAAACAAUUUCAUAAUUGUUUUUAUGACACUGUGAGUGUGUGAGUGUAUGUGUACUGCAGUUUUUAAAGAUGAGGCUGGCGGGUGGGUGCAGGAAACAUUUUGUAAAAGUUUUGGCUAAUGUCCACCUUUCCCCCCCCCCCCCCCUCAGAAUUUUCCCUGAUAGGAUGCAUUGCCAAAUCCUGUUUUCAGUAUCAUGCAAUUUAUGUACACUUUACCCUAAUUUUUGCAAGUGAUUUCCCCUCUUAUAAUACUUUUUUUUUUGGUGAUACUUUUACAAAUAGAUGCAUUUUUACACACACUUUCCCUGAUGCACUUUUUUCUUCUUCCAAGGAGUAUCCGCUAUCACAUUUUGGCUGUGAUGUUUUCACAAAUAGAUCCAUAUUUAUGGACACUCUUGCCUUAUGCACACAUUUUUGUAAAACUUCUAGCUUAGAGAGCUGAACUGCAAAAUUCAGAGAACUGAAAAUUUCAGAGGGUAGCUGUGUUUGUGUUUUAUGCUUUAUUUUAGGAAGCUGUUAAUGAGUUAGGCUUACAUUAUAAUGAAAAAGGGACUAGAUUGCUUCCCUAUCCAUUGUCCAAAGUAAUUCAUAGGGUUGCAUCCAGAGUAAUGCUGAGCAACAGAUCAGAUUGCUGCGAGGGUUUCUGCUUGUGCAAUGGGACUUCCCCCUUCUCCUCCUGCUCUCAUACCCUCUAAUGGUUUGGAUGCAUGCAGCAGGGAGAAGAGAGGCGGAUGUCCUGAGGUGCAAGCUGAAGGGCCAUAGCUCAGUGGUAGAGUAUUUGCCUUGCAUACAGAAGGUCCCAGGUUCAUCUCCAGGUGGUAUCUGCAGGUAGGGCUGGGAAUGUCUGCCGUUUGCUGCAGUGCUGCUGCCAAACAGUGUGGACAAUACUGGACUAGAUGCAUUUAGUGUAAGGCAGAUUCCUGUGUUCCAGUAGUGCUCGUGCUGACUAGAUGUGUUUGUUGGAGACUACCCUGAACCUCCAUUCCUGCUUAGGAACAUCAGAGGUGGCUUUGCUGAGUCAGUUUACCAAGUGUUACAUGCACAUGCAGUCCAGCAGGCCCGAAGUGGCCUUCCAGAAACAGGUCUGGGGUCUACUAGUAGAAUAAUCUACCUUCUCGAAUCAAAGCUUGCAAUGAACUGAAUUCAUGGCCCAAAGCAUCCUGUCCUAUCAUUCCAUCCACAUUUGGAAAUGGGGCAGGAUUACGACCUUGAGGAAGCAUCCAAACUUUGUCUCAAAGAUGACAUGCAUUUUUAAAAACCCAAGCUGGUCUAGAACGCAAUUGUUUUAGGCUUUGUCUUUUAAGUGAAAUAAUCUAUGUCACGUGGACUGCCUUCUUGGCUUAUUCCCCACCCCGCCAUUUUCAAUUCAGUGGCAGUGCCUAAAAAUAAGCCGUUUCCAUGGUGAUGGCUGGCAACUGUGAGGAGCUUGUCUCCCAAAAGGAGACCCACAAAGGAACUCUGGGGUUUGUAAAUAUCAGCCAAGGCAAUGCCCCUCCAUGCCUCCCUCUUUUUUUUUGUAAGCAAAGGGAAUGUAUUUGCAGACAUUUGCAUUUUAAAUGGGGGCUGGGGAGAUCUUUCUGUCAGAGACCCUGAACUGGUUUGAAUUAACAGGCUGGCUUGAUGGUUAGGGAAAAGGUCAGGAUCUACUGGGAUUGUUCUCCUGUGUGAUUGCUCCCUGAAAAUGAGAAUAUGCCUAGGGUAUGGCUGUAGCUCAGCGCUAGAGCACCUGUUUAGCAUGCAGAAGGUCCUAGGUUCAAUCCAGGUAGGGCUGGGAAUGUGGAGCUUGAUGGCCUGACUCAGCAGAGGGAUGAUUCUUGCAUUCCUAUUUAAUUCAGCCCUUUCUUCAUAAUGACGAGGACUAGAAUCUUGCUUUAGGUUAAGUGGCACAGCUUAUUGACAUAGCGUCUGCUUUGCAUGCAAGCAGCUUAGAAGAAAGAAACAGGGGUGCAUUUCAAACAAACACCACAAAAACUAUUUCAUAAUAACACAGCAGCAUAAUAGCAUAGUAACAAUUUCAUAAUAACAUAGCAAAACAAAAUUAUAAUAACAUACAAAAACAUGUUUCAAUACUAAAAAUAUAACAAGAUUGCUCAAACAGAAUGCAGCAUCCAGUGGCCAAAAUAACAAGGGAGCUUCACAGUUUCACCUCAGUCUUAGAAACAACCAUCCCAUGACCCUUUUAAUGUGGAAGGAGAGAUUGGUACAUUAUUUGGGGUGGGUGGGUAUUAUCUGAGGUUAGUAGUCAAUUCAGCCAAAGGGGCUGAAGUGCCAUUGAGUGGAUGUUAUGCAAAUGCACAUUUGUGUUUAUUACCUUCUUGUCUGUUUAUCUUCCAGUGCAGUGGAGGCUGUGGACAGGGGCGGAUGAUCCGGCACGUCUACUGCAAAACCAGUGAUGGCCGUGUGGUGCCAGAAUCCCAGUGCAACUUGGAGACCAAGCCACUGGCAAUCCACCCCUGUGGGGACAAGAACUGCCCUGCUCACUGGCUCACCCAGGACUGGGAGAGGGUAAGGGAGCCUUUGAGUUUGCUCAAAGAGCAGCAUGGUCUACUCUCUAGGCCUAGGGGGCAGGGGAAACCUUUUUAUUCCUGCCCAAGGACUGCAUUCCUUUCUGGUCAACCUUCUGGUGGGUGGGGGUGGGUGGGUACCUGCCAAUGGUGGGAGGAGUCAAAAGUCAAGAAGCAGGUGGAGCACUGAAUGCAUUUUUUGUGUGUCUUUGUAUACUUAACUAUAGAGUUUACCAGGUCAGGAGCAUCACAGACCCUGAGAAUUCAGGGCCCAAACCAGAGACCUAGGGAUGGGUCCUAGAGAUAGGAGAGAGAAGCAGGGAAGGGCAGACCUCUCCAGAAUGUCUAUGCUAUAAUUUGCAGCCGCUCCUGCCAGGCUGAAGCUUGCAAGCUGCACACACAGUUAUUAUUAUUAUUAUUAUUAUUAUUAUUAUUAUUAUUAUUAAAGGCCCUCUUACCCACCUGUAGAUUCACGCCCUCCACCUGUCUCCUGGAGGGGCAGACCAACCUGUCAGACCUGGGAGUCUGGCAACCCUACUAGGCUAGUUUCUAGACACAUUCUUCUCUGUCCUCUAUCAAUGCAAGCAAGAGGCACUGUCAGGAUUCAAUGACACUUCUCGGCCUGGCAUUAGCACUCAAUAACAGUGUGAAGCAAGAGUGUGUGGCCUAGAGAGGAGCCAGAGGGCCAGAGGGAGGGGGCAGGAGGAUUGGAUUUGGCUCCCAUGCCUGGAUUUGGCUCCCUACCCCUCCUCUUACAGUUUCACUUUGGCUCUCACUCUUACCUUGACAGUGCAAUACCACAUGCGGCCGGGGGGUCAAGAAGCGAAUCGUCCUUUGCCUGGAGAUUGUCAAUGGGAAGCUCAAAACCCGCAACCCAACUGAAUGUGACGUCACCAAGAAGCCAGCUGAGGACACAACCUGCUUUGAACGGCCUUGUUUCAAGUGGUACACGACCCCUUGGUCAGAGGUGAGAAACGGGUGGGUGGGGAGGCAGAAAGUGGGUGAACCAUGCUGGAAGACGAAAUGGUCCUGUAGGGGACUGCGAUGGGACUGAGCACCCUACGAAUCCGAGCUCUGGACAGCUUCCAUUCUACCUCUGUUAAAAUGAGAAUCAGACCACACUACUUCACAGGGUUGUUGCGCCUGCAAAAUUAAAAAUACUUUCCCCUUUUGGAAAAUCGCAGUAUGAACAAGGGUCUGUAGUACUUGCAACUAGGAACACAAAAUAAAUGAAUGAGCAGCAGCAACUAAGAGCAUACGGAUAGAUAGGCCUGACAAGCAAGUGGGCAAUAGCUAUUAGGAGUGCAAUAUAAAUGAAGAGGAGUGAUUUCAUACCAGGUGAUUUCAUACUAGUUGACAGACCAGACAAUCAAGUGAAUAGUAACUACAGUGGUACCUCGGGUUACAGACGCUUCAGGUUAUAGACGCUUCAGGUUACAGACUCCGCUAACCCCGAAAUAGUACCUUGGGUUAAGAACUUUGCUUCAGGAUGAGAACAGAAAUUGGGCGGUGGAGGAGCAGCGGCAGCAGGAGGUCCCAUUAGCUAAAGUGGUGAUUCAGGUUAAGAACAGUUUCAGGUUAAGAACGGACCUCCAGAAUGAAUUAAGUUCUUAACCCGAGGUACCACUGUAUUAGGAGCACAAUGUAACCAACAGGGAAUCGUAGCAUGUAGAUUUCAUAUUGGUUGAGUGGCCUAACAGUCAUCCGAUUCUAGGACUGUCCACAAACAUAACCAAAUGUUAGGUUGUUUAUCACUAAUGGGUAAACUGCUUUCACACUGGCAGGCCUAAUUAAUUGCUUCUCUGGCCUUCUGACGUCCAGACACCAUGCACUCCAUCACUGCCCUCCCCCUUCCUUGGCUCAGCGGUGAAAAGGAAAGUCUCCCUGUGCUCCACUUUCCUCCCUCCUUCUCCUCCAAAAAAAGCACAGCCAGUUCCGAUUACAUCUUGGCAGGCCGUGUCCUGCCCGGAGCCACUACAGCGGCGGACGGCAGUUCGCCUUGGCUGCGGCAACGACAGCAACUGGGCUCUAAUCAGUCCCUGGCAACCGCCUGUGCUGAAGUCUCCACUGGCUGAGCGGCUGCAGGCCUCUGCCUGGUGAGAGCCAGGGGGAAAGAGUUCAUUCUGCACUCUGCUCCUCUAAAGGGAAUUUGUGCUUCUGCGAUGGCUGCCGGGCAUUCUCGGAUAACAUCGGGGAUCGGCCCAAUAGCCGCUGGAAUGCUGCAGAGCUUUCGGAUUCCUGGAGGUGGAGUUAAUUAGGCUCCCCAAACAUUCUCUCCCCCCCAAAAAAAACCCUCUUCUGCAGUCCCCCCCCCCCCCAAAUAUGGGUUGCAUCCAACUCAGUUUUAGGCCACAAUCACACCACAGAUUUUAAAGCAAUAUCACCUCACUACUACCAACCCAUGCCCAUCGGGGAGCAGAGUGAAGGACAGCCAGGCUGUCUGUAGCAUUGCAGGGGGCUGGACAAAUUGACCCCGGGGUUCCUUCAAAUGCCACGAUUCUGUGAAGCAGGUAUACUCCAAGGCACUAUGCAUUUAAAGCACUGUGAUACCACUUUAAACAUCUAUGAGUCUCCCACAAAGAAUCCUCAGAGAUUUAGUUUGUUAAGUGGUAUGAUACUGCUUUAAAUGUAUGGUACGGAUGCGGCCUUAGGUAGAGCCGACGACUUGCAAUCAACAUCCCUAUGUCAAUCAUGUCCAUUAAUUUCAGUGGGCCUACUCUGAGCAGAUACUUCUCAAAAGGUUUAAUCUUAGUCCUGAAACUGCUUGUUGUAACAAACGAACCUCCCCUCUUUUCCUUGCCCACAGUGUACAAAAACUUGUGGCAUUGGCGUGAGGAUGCGAGAUGUCAAGUGUUACCAGGGGAAGGAUCUCGUCCGGGGCUGUGACCCUCUCGUGAAGCCUGUUGGGAAACAGACGUGCGAUCUUCAGCCUUGUCCAACUGAACCACCAGGUCAGGGGGAGAUGGGUGUAGGGCUGCCGGACUUCCGGGUCUGACCUGAAGUCUCCAGGCUUGCCUUCCCCCUCCAGGUGGCAGGGGGCGGGGCUUGAAUCUCUAGGUGGGCAAGAGUGCCUUUUGACUGGCAGUGAAUUGCUAGGGUUUCUGUCAGGAGUCUUUUCCCAGCUUUAGCUGGAGAUGCCAAGGUUCAAACCUAGGACCUUCUGCAAGUAAAGCACUUACCCUACCCUGUUCCUCUUUGAAAUUCCUCAGAGAAUUCCUUGGAGCACCUCCAAAAAUUAAUGUCUGUGGCUGACCUGGGAAAACUGGCUCACUGUAUUGAAAGUGAAGUUGUUUGGAGUUCUCUAGACGGGUGAUGAUUCCCACUUGCUUUCCUCCAUGCCACACCUGACCCCACUCACCUGUCUCUUGCAGAUGACAGCUGCCAGGACCAAGCGGGGACCAACUGUGCUCUGGCCAUCAAGGUGAACCUCUGCAGCCACUGGUAUUACAGCAAAGCUUGUUGCAGGUCCUGCCGAGCUCCCCAUUCCUAA